AUGCCUUACGACAAGAAGGCUGUUCACUUCGGCGGUGGCAACAUCGGCCGUGGCUUCGUUGCCGAGUUCCUUCACAACUCUGGCUACGAGGUCGUGUUCGUCGAUGUCAUGGACAGCAUCAUUGAGGCUCUCCAGAAGCAGUCGUCGUACACCGUCACCGAGAUUGGCGACGAUGGCGAGCGCGAGUUCACCAUCGACCACUACCGCGCGCUCAACUCCAAGCACGAGAUGGACAAGGUCGUCCAGGAGAUCGCUUCCGCCGAUGUCGUCACCUGCGCUGUCGGCCCCAACAUCCUCAAGUUCGUCGCCGAGCCCGUCGCCAAGGCCAUUGACGCCCGCACACUCGACUACCCCAUCGCCGUCAUUGCUUGCGAGAACGCCAUCAACGCCACAACCACAUGGAGGGGCUUCAUCGAGGGCAAGCUGAGCGAGGACUCCAAGAGCAACCUCGACAAGAAGGCCCGUUUCGCCAACUCGGCUAUUGACCGUAUUGUGCCCGUUCAGGAUAAGGAUGCCGGCCUCAACGUCAAGAUCGAGAAGUUCUACGAGUGGUGCGUUGAGCAGAAGCCAUUCGAGAACGGUGGCAAGAAGCCUGAUGUCAAGGGCAUCCACUACGUCGAUGACCUCGAGCCCUACAUUGAGCGCAAGCUGUUCACCGUCAACACCUCGCACGCCACCGCUGCCUACUAUGGCCACCAGGCGAAGAAGCAGUACAUCCACGAGGUCCUCCAGGACAAGAAGCUCCACGACAUUGUCCGUGACGCUGUCAAGGAGACUGCUCACCUCAUCGUCAGCAAGCACGGUGUCUCCGUCCAGGAGCAGAACGACUAUGUCGACUCCAUCAUCAAGCGUAUCUCUAACCCUGUCCUGAAGGACAACGUCGAGCGCGUCGGACGUGCGCCCCUCCGCAAGCUUUCCCGCAAGGAGCGUUUUGUCGGCCCAGCUGCUCAGCUCGCUGAGCGCGGCGAGAAGGUUGAUGCUCUCCUAGGUGCCAUUGAGCAGGCAUACCUCUUCCAGAACGUUGAGGGUGACGAGGAGUCUGCUGAGUUGGCCAAGAUCCUCAAGGAGAACUCCGCCGAGGAGGUUGUCACCAAGGUCAACGGUCUUGACAAGUCACACCCGCUCUUCGAGAAGAUCCUCCCGAUCGUCAAGAAGGUUCAGGGUGGCAGCUGAAUAUCUGCCGAGAAGCUCUGAGUUAGUAUUCUGUGGAUAAGCGCGGAGGAAUGCAUGUGGUAGAUCAAAAGCGACUAGCACAUAGACGUCUUCUACGAUUCACGACACUGAACGGCGUUCGGUGUCAUACAUAACGAAAUGAGACAUGAGUGAUGAUACC
Molecule: messenger RNA, 1333 nt
Organism: Parastagonospora nodorum SN15
Lineage: Eukaryota; Fungi; Ascomycota; Dothideomycetes; Pleosporales; Phaeosphaeriaceae
Exons: 2
Coding region: 1-1173 (390 amino acids)
Biological process (GO): mannitol catabolic process
Cellular component (GO): cytosol
Molecular function (GO): mannitol-1-phosphate 5-dehydrogenase activity
Source: RefSeq, a predicted model, not a curated record